AUGGGACCAGGUACUAAACAGUUCUAUGAAGUCCAGUCCAGUUCAAGUCCUUUGAACUAUAGGACUGCAGUCCUAUUUAAAUUAGGACUUGCAGUCCUCAGACUGCGGACUGCGGUCCCAUAUCAAAUGGAACAGGACUGCAAUCCUAAUAUAAAACGGGACUUGCGGUCCUAG
Funneliformis geosporum is the source of this 174-nucleotide messenger RNA. The record is from the annotation of a GenBank genome assembly. NCBI's taxonomy places the organism in Eukaryota, Fungi, Glomeromycota, Glomeromycetes, Glomerales, Glomeraceae.